This is a messenger RNA of Poeciliopsis prolifica (blackstripe livebearer), 1484 nucleotides long. RefSeq names its product synaptogyrin-3-like. The transcript is spliced from 4 exons. The record is from RefSeq and is a predicted model, not a curated record. Gene Ontology annotation, cellular component: synaptic vesicle membrane; neuromuscular junction. The coding region runs from base 230 to 943 and encodes 237 amino acids. NCBI's taxonomy places the organism in Eukaryota, Metazoa, Chordata, Actinopteri, Cyprinodontiformes, Poeciliidae.
CUCUCUCUCUCUCUGUCUGUCUCUCUGUCUCUCUCUCUCUGUCUGUCUCUCUCUCUCUUUCUCUCUCUCUCUCCUUCUCUCUGUCUCUCUCUCUCUUUCUCUCUCUCUCUCCUUCUCUCUGUCUCUCUCUCUCUUUCCCUCUCUCUGUCUCUCUCUGUCUGUCUCUCUGUCUCUCUCACCGACUCUUCUCGCUUUCUCAGCCUCGUUCAGGGAGCUGAAAUUCGGAGGGAUGGAGACAGUGGGUGCGUAUGGAGCGAUGAAGGCCGGGAGAGUCCCCUUCGAUCCCGUCGCGUUUUUCACGCAUCCCCGCACCAUCCUCAGACUGCUAUCGUGGGUUUUCUCCAUCGUGGUGUUCAGCUGCAUAGUGAACGAGGGCUACAUCAACAUCGGCAGCGAACGUUUACUGUGCGUCUUUAACAAUAAUGCUCAUGCCUGUAACUAUGGCAUGACUGUGGGCGUGGCCUGUUUCCUUGGCAGCAUCUGUUUCCUGAUCCUGGAUGUUUACUUCCCUUCUAUGAGUAACCUCAAGGACCGAAAACGAGCGGUGCUGUUCGACCUCAUCUUUUCUGGAAUGGCCAGCUUCCUGUGGUUUGUUGGAUUCUGUUUUCUGGCCAAUCAGUGGCAGGCCACGUCGCCAGAUGAGCUGCCAUUGGCCCAGGGCUCAGACGCUGCCAGAGCUAUUAUCACGUUUUGCUUCUUUUCAAUCCUAAGCUGGGCCGUGUUGACGCUAAGCGCUCUUCGGCGCUACCUAACCGGCAGCAAAACAAACUUAUUCACCUGGCAGUACCUUGACCCUCCUCCAAACAACAUCCGAGCCACUCCCUACCCCAUCCCCAACGGAGGCACCAUCGUUACCACCAACCCCUACCAAGCCACACCCUUCACCGAAACCCUGGACCCCCAGAAACUCACACAGCAUAGACCGGUGGCUCCUGCUUUUUAGAAACGCAAAAAGAGAAGAUUUGAUCUGAACGACACAACAAUACGAUGGGCUGAGGACCAUCCUAUUGGUUUUACUGGGACUCUAUCCCCUCCAGGGAGCCAUUAGAUCCAUUUUCACCCUGGCAACUAAGCUUUGUUCUGUUCAUACACACAGAUGUUGAUGCACGUGAAUACAGAUGUUCUCACUUAACACCUGUAUGCAGUUACACACCUGGAAACACAGAUUCACACUGAGCAACAUCCUGGCUGCAUGCUUUUUGGGUGAAGUGUAGAUUAACAUAGAUGUAGACCAGGGAAGAUGCUUUCCCUUAUGAGUGGACACAGUGGGAGAGACGUGGAAGCUUUGUAGCUCUUCAUUAAACUCAAACUGGUCACCCAGCAGCUGAAGGUAUGACCAACAUAUUGUGAGAUGAAUGCAAGAAACAACAGGAAAUAGUUGAGUUUGAAGGAAAUAGUUUCGACAGUGUGAAAUAUUAAUGUGAUUAAAUAUUUUAUUGUGAUUUGUUGAAUUGGUAAAAAAAGAAAUAAACUAGUCAACACCA